This is a messenger RNA of Vicia villosa (hairy vetch), 2732 nucleotides long. Its product is annotated as G-type lectin S-receptor-like serine/threonine-protein kinase LECRK1. The record is from RefSeq and is a predicted model, not a curated record. The coding region runs from base 152 to 2566 and encodes 804 amino acids. Gene Ontology annotation, molecular function: protein serine/threonine kinase activity; ATP binding. Lineage: Eukaryota; Viridiplantae; Streptophyta; Magnoliopsida; Fabales; Fabaceae. Gene Ontology annotation, biological process: protein phosphorylation. The transcript has a single exon.
AAUGUGAAGCAUUGACCAUGAAAAGCAAGUCUUCGGGAAUUUAGGCAAUUUGCUUUUAUUUAAAGUAUGAAAGGCAGCGAGUGACACUUACAUUAGCAAACACCAACAACUCUGCUUCACUUAUUUCUAAGAAAAUCAAAACUCAUUAGUUAUGGAUGCAUAUGCUGCAACUAUCACCUUAUCUCUAUUCAUGUCCUUACUAUUACCAAGUACUACAGCUGAAACACAACCACCACGAAUAUCUCCCGGUUCCUCUCUUUUCAUUAGCAGUGGUUAUCUCUCUUCAUGGACUUCCAAUUCUAGCCUAUUUUCUUUUGGCUUUUAUCCACAAGGCAGUGGCUUUCUAGUUGGAAUUUGGUUGGUUGGAAAGAAGAACAACACAAUUGUAUGGACUGCAAACCGUGAUGACCCUCCGGUAUCCUCAACUUCAAAGCUACAAUUUACCAUAAACGGUACAAUAAUACUAACGGAUCAACAUGGACAAGAGAAGCUUAUUGUUAAUGCUAAUGCAAGAGCUUCAUCUGCCUCCAUGCUUGAUUCUGGAAACUUUGUAUUAUAUGACUACAAUAAUAUUUCCAAAAUCAUAUGGCAGAGUUUCGAUCAUCCAACUGAUACUUUGUUGGAGGGUCAAUCUCUACCGUCUGGAAGCCAACUUUUCUCUAGUACAUCGGGGGCCAACAGCUCAACUGGAAAGUUUCGUCUCCACAUGCAGAUUGACGGUAAUCUUGUUCUGUAUCCAGUAUACACAACAGAAACGGGUUGGGAUGCUUAUUGGAGCACUCACACUAAUAGGGUCAUUUGGCCAACUGUCCAAUAUCAUCUUUACCUCAACUAUACAGGUUUACUGCUGAUCUGGAAUAGAAGCAGUGAUGAUAACCUUAUUCAUAUUGUGAAUGAUAAUGAUAGAGCGGACAAGCAGAACACUGGAGACAAGACUAUAUAUCGUGCAACCCUUGAUUUUGAUGGGGUUUUUCGGCUGUAUGCAUAUCAUGUUAACAAUAGAAGUAACGGUAUUAUGGAUAGUUGGCCGGAGAAGAAUACAUGUGAGGUGAACGGGUAUUGUGGCUACAACAGUUUCUGCACAUUCAAUGACGACAAACCAGUGUGCAAUUGCUUCACCGGUUAUAAAUUUAUAGAUGUAAAUGAUUAUACUCUUGGAUGUGAAAGGAACUAUUCAAAAUCAGAGUGUAGAAGUGACAAAGAUGGUGUGGCCUUUUAUAACAUGGUCCCAAUGGACAAUCUUUAUUGGAAUGACCAUCCUUAUUUCAUAGAUGAACACAUGUCAUCAGAUCAGUGCUCAUAUGCUUGCUUGGUUGAUUGCGACUGUUGGGCUGCAAUUUAUGACACUGGAGAUGGCUGCAAGAAACAAGGAAUGCCUUUGAGAUAUGUCAAACGAUCGCAUGAUUCUGAAGGUUCUACCUUGACUUUCUUAAAGGUUGGAAAAACCAGCACUCCAAGCUCAAAGAGGUAUGAAAAACCUAUUACUUUUCCAAUCAAGAUUACAAAUAACAAAGCAAUAGUGAAUAUUAUUGUUGUUACAUCCGUAUUUAGUAUUGUUUUGUGUUCGGUGAUUGUUAUAUCCAUUCAUUAUAUAUACAAGAUUCGGGUAUUGAAAUACAAAAGGAUAACAGAGACUUGGAAAUUCGGAGGGAGGAAUGAUGAGGUGUCUUUGAGAAGGUUUACAUACAAUGAGCUUAGAAGAGCAACAAAUCAUUUCAAGGAAGAGUUGGGUAAAGGCUCUUUUGGAGCAGUUUACAAAGGAGAAUUAAACAAAGGUAAGAAAUUGAUUGCAGUGAAGAGACUAGAGAAGUUGGUGGAAGAUGGAGAAAGAGAGUUCCAAGCAGAAGUGAGAGCCAUUGGAAAAACCCACCACAGGAACCUAGUUAGAUUGCUUGGAUUUUGUGCUGAGGGAACUAAAAGGCUUCUGGUUUAUGAAUACAUGAGCAAUGGCUCACUUGGAAAGCUUCUGUUUGGUGAUCAAAGACGCCCGAAUUGGGAUGAGAGAGUGAGAAUAGCACUGGAUAUUGCUAGAGGGAUGUUGUAUCUCCACGAAGAGUGUGAGGCACCAAUCAUUCAUUGCGACAUAAAGCCUCAAAACAUUUUGAUGGAUGAGUUUUGGAAUGCCAAGAUAUCUGAUUUUGGUCUUGCAAAACUUCUAAUGCCGGACCAAACCAGAACUUUCACGGUGGUUAGAGGAACAAGAGGCUAUAUGGCUCCGGAAUGGAACAGGAACGUGCCAAUUUCACUGAAGGCGGAUGUUUAUAGCUAUGGAAUAAUGCUGUUGGAAAUUUUGUGCUGCAGAAGAAACCUAGAUGUUAAUAUGUUGGAACCUGAGGAGAUUCUUCUCUCUGGUUGGGCUUAUAAGCGCUUUGUUGCAGGAGAGGCGAAUAUGCUUGUACCUUGGGAAGUCGUUGAUAACAAUGUCUUGGAAAAUAUGAUUAAGGUGGCACUUUGGUGUAUCCAAGAUGACCCUUUUCAUAGGCCAACAAUGAAGGGUGUGGUGUUGAUGUUAGAAGGAGUUACUGAUAUAACAAUUCCUCCCUGUCCAGAUUCCAAUCCUGCAUGAAGAAACUGAUGAUGCAGAUGUUCCUCAUGUGUCUUUCAGUUUGUUUAUUUGUGUCAUGUUAUGUAUUCAUGUUUUUGUUUUAGUUGUUAAGGUUGUCUAUGUCUUGUGCGGAGCAAAAAUAAGGUAACAAGCCAAUGACCAAUGUAGUAGUUAUUCUUCUUCUCCA